Aspergillus affinis is the source of this 1335-nucleotide messenger RNA. RefSeq lists its product as uncharacterized. NCBI's taxonomy places the organism in Eukaryota, Fungi, Ascomycota, Eurotiomycetes, Eurotiales, Aspergillaceae. Gene Ontology annotation, molecular function: N-acetyltransferase activity. Bases 1 to 1335 code for a protein of 444 amino acids. The transcript is spliced from 2 exons. The record is from RefSeq and is a predicted model, not a curated record.
AUGGAGCACUCGGAGGAUAGCCUACGUCGUUGCCGACCUUUAGAGCAGUACUCUGCAUUCCGCAGUCAUCUGGGCAUAUAUCUCAAUGUCUGCGUGACGGCCAUCUACCGGAGGGAAGAUGAGGAACCCCUAAAGCCAGCGUUGUUUCGUGCCCUUGCCGCGGUAAUUGAAAAGCAUCCGAUCCUCUCAGCUGUUCCGGUGGAUAUCCCAACGGGGCCUCGAUUCGCCCGUUUAAAUCAGAUUGACUUAGACCAAGUGGUCAGUUUUUCUGAGGUCCAAGGAUGUACGAGCAGUAAAGUCGCCCUGGAUCAGAUACUGGAAGACCAGCAUAACCGCCCUUUUCAACAUCGCUCACGGACCCCAUUCUGGAGGGUGUGCGUCUUGGAAGACUGGAGUGAUAAUACUGGGUUCGUUCUGUGUUUCUGUUUUCAUCAUGCAUUGGCAGACACAAAGAGUGCUCUUGUCUUUCACGAAGACCUGGAGAACGAACUAUCCAAGUUAGGAGACGGCGCGUUCGUCACAGUCGUCGCGGCAUCCCAAGCCCCUCUAUUACCCAAUAUAGAAGCCAUCCACAACUUGUCAGUCUCACCGGGAUACCUUGCCAGCCAGCAGCAGGAUAGCCCCAAUAUUCCGGAGAAUUGGAGUGGGGCUCCGCAGAACCUGCCAGUUCGCACGAGGGUCUCCUCCAUGUGGAUCCCCUCGGCGACAUUAGCGGAUUUGAAGCAACAGUGCAAGGACCAAAGAACUACUAUCACGGCUUUGCUGAUGUCGCUGAUCGCAAGGUCUUUCCUCCAUGCCCUACCGGAAGAGUAUACGAGUAUAAAAGGGGAUUCUGCCAUGUCUCUGCGCCACUUCUUACCCUUGCCGAUCACCAGUCAUUCGAUGGGCUGCUACAUCGGAACGUUCAAUGAGCAAUACAGAAGAACCUCGGAGUCAGUCUGGCAGGACGCCAGACGGACAAAGAUGACUAUCGACCGGGCCGUUGAGGGACAGGGUGCCGAUAUGCCCCUUGGCUAUCUAGGUCAUGUUCCGAACAUGGCUCAAUGGUUUCUCGACAAGAUCGGAAAACCGCGAGCCGCGGGAUUCGAAUUGAGUAAUGUGGGAUUCCUGCAGAGUGAAAGAAGUUUUCAUCGAUAUGGCAUCCAAAGCCUGGUAUUCAGUCAAAGUGCCGGUGCCUGUUCAGCCGCCGUCAAGAUCAGCGCGGUGACGGGACGGGACGGGAGAAUGGGGUUGGCGUUUUCGUGGCAAGAGGGUGUGGUGGCAGAUCACACGGUGCACGAGGUAAUGCAGACAUUGGAGAGACAGGUGGAGGAGAUGGUCAAGAGUAUGGAGUAG